Molecule: messenger RNA, 1269 nt
Organism: Trypanosoma rangeli
Lineage: Eukaryota; Euglenozoa; Kinetoplastea; Trypanosomatida; Trypanosomatidae
Product: putative RNA binding protein
Exons: 1
Coding region: 1-1269 (422 amino acids)
Molecular function (GO): RNA binding
Source: RefSeq, a predicted model, not a curated record
AUGUCGCUGACGGCGGAGUUGUUUGGAUUAUCCGCCCCGUCCUCGACGGCGGCGGGGGUGACGCAUGCAAGCGGCGCCCCCAACGCAACUUCCGUUUCGUUUGAACCGGCAAAUAAGGCAGCCUUUGAUAUUUUUGUCUUGGCACCUCAGGUGAAAAAAGCUACUCGUAAGGAGAAGCAACGUCUUCGUUUGCAGGAAAUGGGCACAGGCAAAAAGGGCACACAAAAACCUGAUGGCUCGAAGGAAAGAGAUACGGAUAACGAUGUCUUCAAGACGGUGCUACUCACCGAGGAUGUCAAGGAGGGCGUUGCCGCAGUAAAACAAAGGAAAUCGUUCAAAAAGCAUUUACGUCAUGCACUCCAUGAAAACAAGGAGGAGGAUGGCCGCACAGUGUUUGUUGGGAAUCUUGUGAAUGACGUUAAACGGCGGACAAUAGAAAAGGUUUUUAAGAAUUGUGGGGCAAUUGAAUGCGUCCGAGUUCGGGCACAGGCUGUGGAGCGCGGGGAAGAGGAAGGUUUUAGCAAGGACAGGCGUCAGAAGAGCGUGGGCCGCGCCAUACGUGUGCUACGUGGAGAGAUCAAGAAGGGUGACCAGUACAGUGCGGUGGCGUAUGUCCUAUUUAAGGAUGCAGCGUCAGUGACGAAGGCGUUGGAACAGAAUGGCAUAAUCGUGGAUGGACGUCACAUUGUGGUUACUGCAAUGGACGCCGAGAGCCGGGCCUACGCGCCGGAGACGUCUGUAUUCAUAGGCAAUAUUGCCUAUGACACCAAUGAGGAAAUGGUGUGGAAUUUCUUUCAGGAGAAGGGGGUGGGAGGUGUAAGACGUGUUCGCCUGAUCCGGGAUCGUGACACAGGCAGCUGCAAGGGGUUUGGCUACGUUGAGUUUCAUACGCCUGCCUCCGUGUCGCGAGCCAUUGCCGUCCGUGGCACUCUGUUGAACGGUCGGGAGGUUCGAAUUGUCCACGUGCAGAAGUCGAAAGCCGUGACUGCGACGAAGGCAAGCCGGCGGGAGAAGCGGAAGAAGGAGGAGCAGGUAACAGCCAACCGUGGCCACAGCGACGGGGGGAAAAACAAAAGGGUGCGUACGGAGGAAAAAGGGACGAAGCGACAGGCCAACGCAGAGGGAGAGUUUGCGUGGAUGGGCGUCGUGACAAACCCGCGCAAGAAAAUACCGAAGGACCUGCGGCCGUUAGUAGAGGGCAAACGAAGCCGCCCACCCUCAGGACCGCGAGCCCCGGUGAAGCGAAAAAUGCGCAACCCGGAGAAAUAG